AUGAAAUUCCGACAAAGGAUGGGAUGGUUAUUUGUGGUCUUAUUCCUGGCCCUCAGCUGUUUUUUGUGGUACUUCAUCUUCGAGCUCAGUGACCAGUACAACACCCUUGCCCUGGACCACGUCCAGACGUACUCGGACACGCUCCGUCUCAACCCCAAUCAACUCACAUGGUACAUGUCCAUCACCAGACGCCUGGUGGCUCUUCCUUUCUGGUUCUGGGCCCUCAUAUUCGGGAUCCCAUACCUGCAAAUCUUCUGUAUCUUGAUAGCGUGUACCAGAAGCGACCCCCUGAGCGCAACUAUCAUGGUCGUUCCCGUCUUCCUGUGUAUGAAGUUAGCGAGUCUCGGAAGCAAGUCAGAGAGAACUGAGUAUUUGUCAGAUGAUGAUAUACCCCACUUGCAGACAACAUGA
Molecule: messenger RNA, 411 nt
Organism: Strongylocentrotus purpuratus (purple sea urchin)
Lineage: Eukaryota; Metazoa; Echinodermata; Echinoidea; Camarodonta; Strongylocentrotidae
Gene: tmem251
Product: transmembrane protein 251-A-like
Exons: 1
Coding region: 1-411 (136 amino acids)
Source: RefSeq, a predicted model, not a curated record